Penicillium salamii is the source of this 297-nucleotide messenger RNA. The record is from the annotation of a GenBank genome assembly. NCBI's taxonomy places the organism in Eukaryota, Fungi, Ascomycota, Eurotiomycetes, Eurotiales, Aspergillaceae.
AUGCCUCCAAAUGUUAAGCGAAUGGUUUUGACGGCUGCGGUCGUCUCUAUCACUAUAACAGGCACCCUCUAUGGAGCUGGUUUGAAAACAAAUGAAGAAGUCGCCCAGACGAAGAAGAAGCAAGAAGAAUCGACCUUUGACGAUCAAUUUAAAGCCCUUCAAGCUAUGCGGUCAAACCUUGUCGCCCGGAGAGGCAUACUCGAGAACCAAAUACAUGACUUGGAUGCAAGGGUGCUGGAAAAGCAACAGAAAGGAAUCAGCAAGGACGACAAGCAACAACCACAGGGGGGACGAUGA